CCGAUUAAUCCUGUACACGGCCGCACCAAAUAGUUCUACCCUUUCUUUCAACAAUUUUAACGGCGCUUCUUCCCUUCCUCGCUCCUCUUUCUCUCUCUCCCGAUCACGCCGAGACCCAGACCAAGACCCACUCUCUCAACCGGCUCUCUCCCUCUUUAGUCUCUACCCAACACUCAAUUUCGUAUAACCUAGCUGCUCUGGUCCUCAAAUUCUCUUCCUCUUCGACCCCCUACCCACCAAAACCCCACCCUCGCACCUAACCCUAAUUCGCUUCAUCUAACUCGGGGCAGCGGAAUCAAAGCUAGUUUAUAGUAGAUUGGUUUUUUGUUGCUAUUUUAGUUGAAAGGCUGUCGCUGAGGAUGAAUGUGCAACAAGCUGUACAACCAAAAUUAUCUGCUAAUGGUUUUGGCCGCCGAAGAGGUGAUAGAGAAGUAGGCACUAGGCUGGAGAAUAAGUUGCAGUCUGGGAAAUCAAAUCCCAGCCGAUCCACUAAUACAGGCACAAUGACUGGAAGUAAAUUUGGCGGUUAUGUUAGUCCUUCGCAUGACCGGAUGGAAUAUGUAACAACAUGUCUUAUUGGGCAUCAUGUGGAAGUACAAGUUAAAGAUGGAUCUAUAUACACUGGAAUAUUUCACACUAGAAACUCUGAAAAGGAUUUUGGCGUCAUCUUGAAAAUGGCACGCAUGAAAAAGGAUGGUUCUUUACGAGGGCAGAAGGCAACCACAGAAUCUGUUAGCAAGGCUCCUUCGGAGACUUUUAUUAUACCUGCCAAAGAGCUUGUACAAGUUUCUGCAAAGGGGGUGUCUGUAACAAGUGAUGAGUCAUUGCAUGAAGUACAACAUGAAAAACAGCAGGAGAUUUUGCUGGAUUCCUCCAUAUCACAAUCUCGACAUGUGGAGGUGGGGAGAGAACUUGCACCCUGGGUCCCUGAUGAAGAUGCCCCUCAAUGUCCUGAACUGGAAAAUAUAUUUGAUGGCCCUUGGAAUAGGGGCUGGGACCAGUUUGAAACCAACGAACAAUUAUUUGGAGUAAGAAGCACCUUUGAUGAGGAACUUUAUACAACAAAACUUGAGAGAGGUCCUAAGAUGGAAGCGCUGGAAAAGAAAGCUUCAAGAAUAGCUAGAGAAAUUGAGGGUGAGGAUACCCAAGAUCUUCAUUCAGCAGAGGAGAGAGGCAUUAGCUUUCCUGAAGAUAUCGAGGUGGAUGAAGAGGCUAGAUUUUCUGCCGUCUAUAGGGGUAAGGGGGUUGAUGAUAGUGGGUAUGAAGGACACGGGGAUACAUUGUUGGAUUUACAUAACAACGAAACAUUUGGCGGUUCUGAUUCUUUCAUUACGGGGUCCACUGAUUUGACUAUUGGGGGAAGCGGCAAUGGAGCUCAGAUGUCUUCAAGCUCUUCCUCUAAGGAUCAAGCACAGUUUUCACAAUCAAGUACUGGCUUGGAUUUAUGUCGCUCUAGUUCCAAUGAUCAUGCUAAACAACUUGCAUCUGAGCAACCUUUUAAGAACUUUCCCAUUUCAGAUGGCGAAAACAGGAACCAGGAAAAUGCAUUCGGUGAACAGCUUGGAGGCAAUAAUAAUGCCCAUGAGUUGACAGAGAAGAUGACACUAGCUGAGGAUGCUCAAUUAACAAAAGCUGAGGAUUCACAGCCACAGCUGGAUGUGAAGAAAGAAGUUACUGAUAUAGGGGGAUUAUCCCGUUCUGUCACUUAUGCUUCAUCAUCUGGUGUUCAAGCGAAUGAUCAGGAAAAGACAAAUUUUCCUGGUGAGCAGCCUGAGGUUGUGCGAUCUGGAAAAGUGCAUGGAGAAACACAAUCUCUAAUCUCUCGUGGACAAUCUGGUACUUCUACGUCGUCCAGUUCAGAUAGUGUAGGUGGGGCCCCAGCUAUAAGUGGACUUGGUUUAUCACCAAGUUCGUCAGUGGGCUCAUUAUCUUCUGAAAAGUCAACCCUAAAUCCCCAUGCUAAGGAAUUCAAACUCAAUCCUCAUGCAAAGAGUUUCAUCCCAUCUCAGAUGCCUGUUAGGCCUCAGUCCCCUGUUUCUGAUGGUUCAUUAUAUUUCCCACCAAAUGUGUCUGCUGUACCACAUAUGCCUGGCAUGCCUAUGGGCGUUGGAAUUGGAGCUCAUAUUUUAAAAAAUAUGCCAGGACAGAUUGGACACUCAUUUCAUGGGCACCAGCCUGUCAUGUAUAACCCACAGGUUGCACCAAUGCAAUCGCCACCAUCAUAUUUUCCUGCUAAUGGCCCUCAGUAUGGGCCACAGAUGCUUCUUGGCCACCAUAGGCAAGUUUUAUACAUGCAAGGCUACCAACCUGAAAUGCCUUACAAAGGGCGAGAUUUUUAGGACGUUGGCUGAACAUGGACAGAGCCGGUUGGGAGUUGAGAGAAGUUGAUUCCUCAUCUAUGGUGUCAUAUCUCAACAGUGCUUAAAUUUUGGUCAAGAUGUGCAUCUCCAAAUCUUUUGUAUUUCUACAUACAUCAUUAUGGAUAAUAAAUGAUGGCUUAGGCUCACCUAUGUUUUAAUGGUACUCAAUAUUUUUUU
This is a messenger RNA of Carya illinoinensis, 2537 nucleotides long. Its product is annotated as polyadenylate-binding protein-interacting protein 3-like. The record is from RefSeq and is a predicted model, not a curated record. The transcript has 16 exons. Gene Ontology annotation, cellular component: cytoplasmic stress granule. The coding region runs from base 360 to 2339 and encodes 659 amino acids. NCBI's taxonomy places the organism in Eukaryota, Viridiplantae, Streptophyta, Magnoliopsida, Fagales, Juglandaceae. Gene Ontology annotation, molecular function: RNA binding. Gene Ontology annotation, biological process: cytoplasmic stress granule assembly.